Pogona vitticeps (central bearded dragon) is the source of this 2459-nucleotide messenger RNA. RefSeq lists its product as uncharacterized. Lineage: Eukaryota; Metazoa; Chordata; Lepidosauria; Squamata; Agamidae. The record is from RefSeq and is a predicted model, not a curated record.
CAAGAUCUGGUGAAUAACCUCACCAUCCAAUAUCACGAAUAGAUCACGGGCUGCUCUUCCCCCCUCCCCACUCCAGCACACAGAGACACGCACAUCACAUCACAUUCCUAUGGACAGACACGUGUGCAGGAGGAAAGCAGCUGAGUGAACACCAUGGAGGACUGCCUUCAUACUUCUUCUGAAAAUCUUUCCAAACUGGUCAGCUGGGCCCACAGUCAUGGGACGAUUUGCAGCCUCAUUCCAAACCUCAAACACCUCCUUUCAGAGGGUUCCCACGGCAACUUGACAGCCAUGUGGGGCUGUAGUGCAGGCCAUGCCUACCACUGGCCACUGACAGCAACUUGUAGGACAGGCCCUCAGGAAAGAGUCUGUUUUCAAGACAAUAGGAGCUUCAACUCAGACAGUCCUAGCAUUAUAGGUGUUUCCUCAGACACACAGACAAGCCCAGUGGAACGAUACUCUGGGAGGCCAGGGAAAGCAAAACUAGACUGCAACCGAACCAGAGAUUCCUGCGAUUUCUCCUACUGCAGUGAGCCUUCAGAACUGGAUGAAGCUGUAGAGGAAUACGAAGAUGAAGCAACUCUUUUUGACAUGGUCUGUGAGUCCUCAGUGACUGAUGAAGAUAGUGAUUUUGAACCUCAUCCUCAAAGAUCUCAAACCAAUUCUCGCAAAAGACCAGGCCCAGGUCUCUCUUCUUCACUACAUCCAGGGUCCCGUUCUCAGAGCCUUGAUGGAAGCAGCAAUGAAGUGUUAGUCAAAAAAAUCAAGCAAGAACUGCCGGAGGAUUAUUACAUCGUGGCUAAUGCAGAAAUCACAGGUGGCAUUGAUGGACCUGCCUUAUCCUUGACCCAGAUGUCCAAACCAAAAGCUCAUCCCGGAGCCCCCUACUCUGUGGCACUGAAGCCCAGUCCUCAUGCUUCCCCUUCACUCAGCACGGAACGGGAUUUACAAAACGUGCCCGUCUCUUCCCCAGUCCUAUCAAGGCCAGUUGCUCAGAAGCCUUCCAAAGGGAACCUGGCUUCCCCAAGCAGAGGGCCUGGGAGCACCCCAGCUGCCAAUCCUCAGGCAGCCCUCCAGAUGCCCGCCAGCACCUCCACUGCUGGGAAGCCUAUCAGCAUCCCUUUAUCAGCCUUGCAGCUCCCCGGGCAAGACGAGCAGGCAGCCUCGGAAGACGUUCUCCAGCCUGUGCCAAAUCAAAUUCCCAGUGAGGUAGCCUUGUCUCCUUCGGUUAGUACGGAGCCUGAAGUUAGCUCAAGCCAGCAGCAGCCGAGUGCUGCUCCUGCCAUGACCACUGAGCCGUCUGCACAGACAGUACCAGACCAAGAUGAGAGAGCUGCAGAAUUAAGCAGAGACCAAAAUGAAAAAACCAUACGCAGUACCCAGACAGCACUCCGUAAUUUCAGGGAGUUUCUUAUCUCUAAAUAUCCCUCGGAAACCAGGGAGAUCUAUAUAAUUCCUUGCAAAGAGCUGGAUGCUUACUUAGCGUCAUUCUUUGUUGAUGCCCGGCAGAAGGACGGCUCGGAAUAUGAGCCAAAUAGUUUAGCCAACUACCAAUGUGGUUUAGAACGGUACCUCAAGGAGCACAGAUACGGAUACAGUAUUACUAGGGACAAGGAAUUCAAGCGGUCUCAAGAAGCACUGAAGCAAAAGCAGAUGGAAUUGAGGUGCAAAGGGAAGGGCAACAAGCCACACAAAUCAAUGAAGCUUACCUUCGCAGAUGAGCUUAUCCUACGCAAAAGAGGUCUGCUGAGCCGAUAUAAUCCCGAGGGACUGCUAAACCUGGUCUGGCUUAAUAAUACCAAGGCAUUCGGCCAUUGCACAGGCUUUCACGGGUCUACCCUCAAAUGGGGGGACAUCCGGCUUCGGGUGACAGAGACUGGUUUGGAAUAUUUGGAAUGGAUGGGUCAAGAUAGCACUGACGGAAAUAUCAAAACCAAGAGAGCAGGCACAGACUCAAGAGUGUAUGCGACACAGCAUGCUCCGCAGACCUGCCCUGUGCAGGACUACAAGGAGUAUGCACAACGGCGCCCCCCUGCAAUGAGGUAUGAGGAUGCCCCUUUCUACUUGUCCAUCAAACCGGUGGUUAAUCUGGCUGCACUUCAUUGGUACAAUUGUCAAGCUCUGGGUAAGAACAAGUUGGCUAAGAUGGUCAAGACUAUGUGUGAGAAGGGGAACAUCCCGGGCAGAAAAACCAACUUCAGCGUAUACCAGAGUUGCAGCACGCUCUCUGAAGCUCAAAGUAACCAACUGGUAUUGAUCUGCAACAAUUUAAGCCAACAGGCUGCUCAGUCAAUGGCGAGCCAUUCCAGUUCUGGCAACUUCAUAGUAUCUGCGUCUUAUGACUCUUCAUCAGAUACUGCUUGAAAAAUCUCUACUAUAGUUGGGAACAUUCUGGACUUGAGCCGAACAGCAUGCAUAUGCAUCAACUGUGACACUAAAAUACCUUCCUGACUCAUCUC